This is a messenger RNA of Nerophis ophidion (straightnose pipefish), 2602 nucleotides long. RefSeq names its product cholinergic receptor, nicotinic, gamma (gene chrng). The transcript has 12 exons. Gene Ontology annotation, cellular component: synapse; postsynaptic membrane; neuron projection. The record is from RefSeq and is a predicted model, not a curated record. Gene Ontology annotation, molecular function: transmembrane signaling receptor activity; acetylcholine-gated monoatomic cation-selective channel activity. NCBI's taxonomy places the organism in Eukaryota, Metazoa, Chordata, Actinopteri, Syngnathiformes, Syngnathidae. Gene Ontology annotation, biological process: regulation of membrane potential; nervous system process; monoatomic ion transmembrane transport. The coding region runs from base 181 to 1740 and encodes 519 amino acids.
CUAGUGCUGAGCGCAGCACGCCCACGCAGCAACAAACCUGUACUCAAACAAUAAUCAACACACCUGGACUUGAUGAAAGGGAGCGGCAUAAAGACCAGCAGACCCGAGGAACCUUUACCAGGACGUCGCUAACCUUACCCCUCUGCAGUCAACCUGGAGGGGGAACUCUUCAAAGAGCUGAUGAAGGGCUACAACAAGAACGUGCGUCCCAUGGAGAAGAGUGGGGAUGUGACUCUGGUGUACAUCAAGAUGACGCUGACCAACCUCAUCUCCCUGAAUGAAAAAGAGGAAGCUCUGACGACGAGUGUUUGGAUCCAACUGAAAUGGUGCGACUACAGACUGAGGUGGGACCAACCACCCAGGUCAGCGCGGUACAAGAACUUGACUUCUGAGCUCCGCGUGCCCUCAAAGAGCAUCUGGCUGCCUGAUGUCAUCUUGGAGAACAAUGUGGACGGACAGUUUGAAGUGGCGCUCUACUGCAACGCUCUGGUGUCUCCGAAUGGCUGCGUGGAAUGGCGGCCACCCGCCAUCUACCGCAGCGCUUGUGCCAUCAGAGUCAACUAUUUCCCCUUCGACUGGCAGAACUGCACCAUGGUGUUCCGCUCCCAGACCUACAGCGCCUGGGAGAUUGAGCUGGUUCUCAAAGAGGAGGACAACCGCACGCUCGAGUGGGUCGAUAUUGACCCUGAAGCUUUUACAGAAAAUGGAGAGUGGGCCAUCAAACACAGGCCAGCUAAGAAGGUUAUUCACAGCCAGUAUACAAAAGAUGACCUGGAGUACCAAGAAGUGGUCUUCUUCCUCAUCAUCCAGAGAAAGCCUCUAUUCUACAUCAUCAACAUCAUCGCUCCAUGCGUGCUCUUCUCCUCUCUCUGCCUGCUGGUGUACUACCUCCCUGCUAAAGCCGGUGGCCAAAAGUGCACCAUGUCUAUCGCCACUCUUCUGGGCCAGACAGUGUUCCUCUUCCUCAUCGCCAAGAAGGUUCCAGAGACUUCAAAGGCAGGUCCUCUUAUCGGAAAGUAUUUGAAGUUCGUGAUGUCGGUGACCACCAUGGUGGUGAUGAACUGCGUGAUCGUCCUCAACGUUUCCCUGAGAACUCCAAACACUCACAUAAUGUCGGACAGAGUGAGGAAGCUCCUUCUGAACGUUCUGCCUCGACUGCUGAGAAUGCGAAUGCAGCCGUGGGCGCCCAAUGACCACGCCUCCUCUGAAGCCUGUGCCGCCGACGCCCCGAACAGCAAUGGCGACGCUGGAGUCAAUGAGGGGCAGAAGGUGCUUUUGGCCCCAUGCCGACGCCGCAGCUCGAUGAUGCUCAUCAACAAGGCGGAGGAAUAUACUUUAAAAACAGCUCGGACGGAGCUCAUGUUUGCCCGACUCAAAGAGAGAAAGGGACUGAUGAAGUCAGUGUUUGAGAAGUUGAACAAGGGCCUGGAGGGGGGAACGUCUGAAAGGCUUGGCGUCAGUUUGGCUAAAGCUGCCCCGGAACUGAAGCAAUGCGUGGCGUCGUGCAAACACAUCGCCGAAACGACAAAGAAGCACAACAUCUUUCAAAAUGAGAAUGAAGAGUGGUUCCUGGUCGCCAGGGUAAUCGACCGGGUCUGCUUUAUCUUCAUGGCUCUGCUCUUUUUCAUCGGCACCAUAGGUGUCUUCUUGAUGGGUCACUUCAACCAGCCUCCUUCCUCUCCUUUUCUGGGAGACCCCAAGAAGUACCUCCCUGUGAUGAGCAAUCUCACUGACAGCUAGGCGGGCGUAGACCCUUUGGGAUGAAUGGCAUCUUCAUGUUUGUUGAAUCCUAUGUGUCACUUCUGGUGGGCAGACUCCAGGUUUGACUGACGCAUCACAAACUGUAUUACUGUAAAAAAAAAAAAUACAAAUUAACAUACUGUACAUAGAUAUGUGACCAACAGCAGUGAACAUUCGUGUCAACUGCAAACUUGGUGUAUUAUUUGAUAAAGGUUUGUAGAAACCACCAUUUUGUCGAGAGACAUCGCAUUUAUGCCCCAAUGCUGAGAUAGGCGCUCAGCGCCCCCCACGACCCCGAAAGGGAAUAAGCGGUAGAAAAUGGAUGGAUGGAUGGAUGUUAUGGAGCAGUGGUUCUCAACCUUUUUUCAGUGAUGUACCCCCUGAGAACAUUUUUUUAAAUUCAAGUACCCCCUAAUCAGAGCAAAGCAUUUUGUUUGAAAAAAAGUGAUAAAGAAGUAAAAUACAGCACUAUGUCAUCAGUUUCUGAUUUAUUAGACUGUAUAACAGUGACAAAUAUUGCUCAUUUAUAGUGGUCUUUCUUGAACUAUUUGGAAAAAAAGAUAUAAAAAUAACUAAAAACUUGUGGAAAAAUAAACAAGUGACUCAAUUAUAAAUAAAGAUUUCUACACAUAGAAGUGCCCUCUUCGGGGAUUGUAAAAGAGAUCCAUCUGGAUUCAUGAACUUAAUUCUAAACAUUUCUUCACAAAAAAAGAAAUCUUUAACAUCAAUAUUUAUGGAACAUGUCCACAAAAAAUCUAUCCGUCAACACUGGAUAUUACAUUGUUGUAUUUUUUUUCCACAGUUUAUGAACUUACAUUCAUAUUUUGUUGAAGUAUUAUUCAAUAAAUAUAUUUAUAAAGGA